This is a messenger RNA of Bacillus rossius redtenbacheri, 5275 nucleotides long. RefSeq names its product circadian locomoter output cycles protein kaput (gene Clk). Gene Ontology annotation, molecular function: RNA polymerase II cis-regulatory region sequence-specific DNA binding; protein dimerization activity; DNA-binding transcription factor activity, RNA polymerase II-specific. Gene Ontology annotation, biological process: regulation of transcription by RNA polymerase II; circadian regulation of gene expression. The record is from RefSeq and is a predicted model, not a curated record. The transcript is spliced from 17 exons. Lineage: Eukaryota; Metazoa; Arthropoda; Insecta; Phasmatodea; Bacillidae. Gene Ontology annotation, cellular component: CLOCK-BMAL transcription complex; cytoplasm; nucleus. The coding region runs from base 167 to 2245 and encodes 692 amino acids.
AUCAUUGUAAUGUUUUCCUGAAUUUAAAAAAAAAGUACCUUGAAGGUUGUAAGAUGUAAUGAUAAUGACAUUUAUUUAGUAGUCCUAUAUGAUGAAUCUAAUGAAAUUUUAAUGUUGUCAUUGUUUUUUAAAUCUCUGUGAUUAUAUCAGUGUUGUUUAAUUUGGAAUGAAUAUGUCUAGCAGUUUCAUUAAACGUGGUUCAACCAGAACCUCAGAUGACAUGAAGGAUGAUGACACAGAUGACAAGGACGAUACCAAACGGAAGUCUCGUAACUUGAGCGAGAAGAAGCGUCGAGAUCAGUUCAACCUGUUAGUCCAUGAGCUCAGCUCAAUGGUUACCUCGAACAGCAGGAAAAUGGAUAAGUCUACUGUUUUGAAGUCCACCAUUUCAUUUUUAAAAAGCCAUAAUGAAAUUGCAGUUAGAUCGCGGGCCCACGAAAUACAAGAAGACUGGAAGCCUUCAUUCCUUUCAAAUGAAGAAUUCACUCACUUAAUAUUGGAGGCACUGGAUGGUUUCAUAAUGGUGUUCUCCUCGUCCGGUCGGAUAUUCUACGCAUCAGAGAGCGUAACUUCUCUUCUCGGUCACCUGCCGAACGAUUUGUUAAACAUGACAAUUUAUGACUUGGUAUUUGAAGACGACCAUUCAGAACUUUACAAUAUUUUGCUCAACCCUUCAAAUGCCUUGUAUUCUCAACAGUAUGGUGAUGUUAAAGAAAACCGAAUUUCAUUUUCAUGUCACUUGAAGUGUGGCAGUCACGAGUCACAGGAUGAAGUCAUGUACGAACAUGUUCAUUUCGUGGGAUACUUCCGUUCCGACAUAGAACCCGUUGAAGAAGAUAGCUUCAUAUCCAGCACGAGCAGGUAUUCUGGCUUCUUGGGUGAGGCGGACUCCAGACUCGUGUUUGUGGGCACUGGCCGCCUACACACGCCACUUCUCAUACGGGAAAUGUCUGUAGUGGACUCGACGAAAAGUGAGUUCACUUCCCGGCACAGCUUGGAGUGGAAGUUCUUGUUCUUGGACCACAGAGCUCCACCCAUAAUUGGUUAUCUGCCGUUUGAAGUGUUGGGGACAUCUGGUUACGAUUACUACCACAUAGAUGAUUUGGAGAAAGUCGUCACCUGCCAUGAAGCUUUGAUGGAGAAAGGCGAGGGGACGUCCUGCCACUACAGGUUCCUCACCAAGGGCCAGCAGUGGAUCUGGCUGCAGACCCGCUUCUACAUCACCUACCACCAGUGGAACUCCAAGCCGGAGUUCAUCGUGUGCACGCACCGCGUGGUCAGCUACGUGGAUGUGAUCAAGCACCUGCGGAGGGACGCUGACGAGGGGGGAGACCAGAGCCAGGGCAGCGACGCCCCGGGCAGGCAGCCCCAGUCGUCGCCGUCCCAGAGCGGCAUCGCGUCCAGCCCCUGGCCGUCUCGGUCCCCCGCAGGUAGCCAGUCGUCGAAGGCAGCGCACGCGAAGGUCUCCCCGUCGGCCGGGAGGAGCCGGCGACGCCACUCGUCGCACGGGGCCAGCUCCGACACGGCCUCGGACUCUCGAGCGUCUGGGGCGGACUCCAGCAGAGGGUCCCGGCAGUCCCAGCCCACCUCCCACAGCGCGAAGUCGCGCUCCAGCCUGCAGAUGGUCGGCAAGGCUGUCCCUCUGGGCUCCCAGCAGCUGCUGCCCUCCUCGGUCGCCGGCUUCACGAAGCCCCAGGCUCAGUACAUGGCAGCUGUGCCGGUGCAGCCCGUGCUGGCGGCCGGCGUCCCGGGGGCAGGCCCCAUCGUGCCCGCGCUGCCCGCCUCUGAGCUGGUGAUGACGACGACGCAGACGCACAUCCAGGACCAGCUGCAGAGGAAGCACGAGGAGCUGCAGCAGCUGAUCAUGCAGCAGCAGGAGGAGCUGCUGCGCGUGUCGGAGCAGCUGUUCAUGGCGCGCUACGGCCUGCUGCCCCAGCUGCAGCUCAACGUGACGCUGCCGUUCUCGGAGCCCGGCGCGGCCGUGAGCAGCACCACGUCCUCGCUGGGCGCGCGCGCGCUUGCGCCACAGGCGCUGCCCGGCUACGUGACGGGCACGGCGGCCAUGAGCCUGGGGCAAGCCACCCGUCCAGCCCCUCAGCCCGCGACCCUCGCCAUGGACCCCCGCCACGUGGCUGCUCAGAGGCAGUGCCCGGCCAAUGAGGGGGCGGGAGGCAUGCUCCAACUGUCCCAGCAGCAGGCACAGCUGCUCUUCACGGUCUCGUCCUCCGACCAGCACGCCCAGUGACGGCCGCGCCGCGACGCUCGAAGCCGUGCGAGGGUGAAACCAGGCGAGCUUGAUUGCACCACGAGCACAAGACGUCCCGCGGGUCACCACUCAAAUUUUGCGAUUGUUCCGUUGUUGCAAACUUAAAUUUUUGUCAAAGUUACACGGUAUUCCGAAAUUAGAAUUUUUUUUUUUACCAAAUUAUUAAUUCAUUUUUUAAGUUUUAAGUUUUUCGUAAAGGUUCUCAAAAUGCUUGUUAUGGUAAGGUACAAUACAUUACAGUAUUACUAGAGACCCGUGAAUUUCGCGGGUUCAAUGACCUCCAGGAUGGACUCCAAUAUCCUCUACACACUCGGGCAAAUGCCAACUGUUCAUUGGCUGCUGACUUGUGAGUCGUCUCGACUGGGUGGCCUGUGAUUCGACACUUCUAUGAGUGAGGGUCUCUAAUUGGCCCUCAGUCCUCCAGAUUAACAGAGAACCAAUGGCAGAAGCAGCACUAAGGUAUAAUUAUUUGAAUUUUAGCAUAACAUGGAAUGAAUCCGCGAAAUUCACGGGUCUCUAAGUAUUACACAUAUCUUCGCUUAACAACAGUGCCUAAGUGACUUUUAUUAAAAUUGUUUUUGUAUCUCCAGGUAAAUGUAUGUAUUUACCUUCUCUACAUGUGUUGUUGAGCACUUUCUACUGAUUAAAUAUGUCAGUCUAAAACAAAAACAAUAUUUUAUGUUGUUAUGUUUGCUUUUGGCAAGGUUUUUUAUUAGCUGUCCUGAAAAAAUUGUCAACGUGAUAACGUCUUAUAAAUCAAUGAACGCCGGCUGCAUGCACGAAAAAGCAUGACUCUUUGUCACUUUCCGCCUGAGCCGAGCGUGCAAGAACCGGCCAACCACCGUGCGAGAAAAUCUUCUAUAAUGUCAAACAGGUUAAGACGGGCUUUUUAACUAAUUGUUCGUGAUUAUAUUUAAACAAAUUAUUUAAAUUAAAUUUGAAAAAACUGCAAAUAAUAUUUGAAAAUAAAAAAAGUAUGCAGUUUUUCAUCAAUGUUUUCUUAUGACGUUAUCACGUAAAAUUAUCGUCCGUAAACCGACUUUACAGACAACCCCCCUUUUUUUUGUAACAUAGGCUGUGUUGUUUUCAUAACUAACCUUAUGUAAUUUUAAACUGUAAAUCAAUUAAGUUUUUUUUUUUCCUAUGAUAACCCAUUAUUAGGAAACCAUGUUUACAUAUCAGUAUUUUACAAUUUUCUAGCUUGUCAAAAGGGAAUAUAACUAUGAAGGUUCCACUGAGGCACUCAAAACAAAUUUACACGGGUACGUGAUCCAAAUUAAUGCUUGUGUUAACUUUUAAGUUACAAAUGUUGAUGGUUGUAGCAGUUACAGAAUAUUGCCUACAUAUGGCAUUAUGAUCCCAAUGCCAAGGGCGAACUGUGAUGAGUAGUAGUGAUGAGUAGUGUCUCCAGCAUGAAGUGUUGUGUUUGUGAGCACCCUGUGGGACCGCAAGACGGAGGAGUUGAAGCGUUGUCCUAGUGAUGUGUGAUGGUGAUGUUCACCAGACCACGCUGGUUUGGGUGUAAGUUUCCUCUAGCUACUGGAUGUUGUACAUUUUAAAUAUGUAAUGUAAUUUUCACUCAUGUGGUCCAUAAAAUAUUUUUAGACUACCGGGUUAUAUCUAUUUGAAAAAAGAAAAGGUAUAUAAUUAAGAAUGGUCAUGCCUUGCACAUCAAUUCGACAGAUUACACUUAUUGUGUUCACUUAACAUUUGGAAACCAUCUUUUUUUUUAAUGGUCCAGGAUUAUAUAUACAUAAAAAAUUUAUUGCUCUCACAUUAUAGUGAAACAUUUCUUUUUAACGUAUCAGUAUGCUGGUACUCUAAAGCCAAGAAAGUGUAGAUUUUGGUGGGAAAAAUAAGUAUAAUUUUAUUUCUGGCACAUAGUAGUUACCCUGUCAUCUGUAUUGAACGGAUAUUUCGACUCAUGCUGAUGGCACUGUGUUUUAGCACUAAAUAUAUAUCCAGAAAUCAUGUUAUAAGUAACAUUGCCAUUGCAAUCAGUAACGUGCAAGUUUUUGUGGAAUUUAUACUAAGCUGGUAAAAGAGUUUACAGAAUAAAAAGGAUAUUGUAAGCAGUGAUAAAUUUAAGGCAAAAAUAUAUGCAUUGUGAAACUUUUGUAAUAAUAUUGUAAUAUCAAUUUCCGUCAAAUUUUGUUACGAGGUACGUACUUGGGGAAAAAAAACUCAUCAGUUUUUAUAUUCAAUAAUGAAAGUUCUUUUUAAUGAAUAAGAAUGUAAUACAUCUUUUAGAGGUCUGAGAAUAGGUAUAGUCAUAGGUACUUUAAAGAGAAGAAACUUUAAAAGUUAAGUAUGAAGUUUGUAAUGAGGUUCCAUUGUAAAUAUAUAAAUCAUUUGAAGGGGUAAGGAGGUGGCCAGUAUGGUAACUGAAGUGGUAUUAAACAAUACAAUACUAUUCAAGCUGUUAGAAUUUACAUGGCAAUUAGUAUUUUAGCAAAUGCGUUAAUACACCACAUUGUAUAUGUCUCAUUUGACUGUACAUUUUAGUUGUAUUAUGAUAUAUAAAUCUUUUAUUUGGAUGAUUUUUUUGUUUAAAGAGCAAACUUUUAAGUGUUAAUAAAUGAAUUGCCAUUGGGCAUAUUUUCAAGUAGAAUUUUUGUCAGCGGUUUUACUGUUUUUAUUUGUCCUAGGACUUUUUACUGUGGUAGUUUUUGGGAGUUAUGCUUAUACCAUGUUAAUGUUGUUUAUACAUCAUUGGCUUAAAAUGUGUAAAUAAGAAUGCAGAUCCUAAUUCAGUAAAUUAUAGUAUGUACGUAUUUACUAUUGGAUUGUAUCAGUGAAAUGUAUUCACAGGUUAUCUAUCUGACCAUGCUAUUGAUCUUGCAACACUCGACAGGCCGUUACUAAAGACUGAGAUUUAUCGCCGAGAUAUUUUUGUUUGGAGACAAUUUGCUUGUCUAGUUUGAAGAAAUUGUUCAAACGUUGUGAGACUCCGAAUACUGAGAUAUUGUCAAAGAUUGGAGCAAUUAAAGAAAUAUUAUGUCAAUUUUA